Anoplophora glabripennis (Asian longhorned beetle) is the source of this 1167-nucleotide messenger RNA. Its product is annotated as ADP-ribosylation factor-like protein 6-interacting protein 4. Bases 318 to 1112 code for a protein of 264 amino acids. The record is from RefSeq and is a predicted model, not a curated record. Lineage: Eukaryota; Metazoa; Arthropoda; Insecta; Coleoptera; Cerambycidae. The transcript is spliced from 3 exons.
UUUAGAGUUUAGGUUAAAUGACUAGAAAGCUGAAUUUUAUCUUGUAAAAAACAUAAACUUUGGUGGUUGGUUAAAAAAAAGCUAAAAGUAAAAGCUUCGAACUUAGUAGUUUUUAUCAUUUGAAAGUAUUUUUAUUUCAAAAUUUUAACUUUUUACAUGUAAAGUACUCUGUUAUGGAAUGUGCUAUGCGACGUUCAUUGUAAAUCAUAAAAUAUAUAAUACUCCAUAAUAAUCUACUUUAUUACCAUUCACAAUUUUUUGUAGUGACGUUUGUUGAUGUGGUUUUGGUGCGGCCAGUUGUUGAGUGGGAAAACUAAAUGGGAAAAAUCAAGAACCAUAAGAAGAAAUGCAGUGAUGAUUCAGAUCCAGCGAAACUGAAAAAACGUAAAGAUAGUGAUGUCGGUUCAGAGAAUGAAAAUGAAGCUCCGAAGAAGAAAAGGCGAAUUUCGAAGAAGCGCAAACGGGAUUCUUCUUCAUCGAGCUUUACUUCGUCCUCAUCAUCAACCAGUAGCAGCAGUAGUGACUCGUCUUCGGAGAAUGAAGAAAGAAACAAGAAGAAAAAGCUGAAGAAAAGGCGGAAACAUGCCGAGUCAUCUUCAAGCACGUCUUCGUCUAGCAGCGACUCAUCUUCCGACGAAGAAGGAAAGAAGAAAAGAAAAAUGGAUAAGAAUCGGAAGAAACUUAAUAAAAAACAAAAAAAGCACAGAUCGAAGAAGGAAUCGUCUUCAAGUUCCUCAUCGAGCAGCAGUUCCAGUAGCACCGACUCAAGCAAUGACGAGAAAACCGUGAAAAAGAAGAAACCGAAGAAAGAAAAAGCAAACGAAAAAUCGAAAAAGAAACCUGAAGAAGACGGUUCUGCAGACAUUCCUUUGCACUUAAUGGAAAAGAAUAAAGCGAUGGCGCCUAUGACUAAGGAGGAGUGGGAAAAGAAGCAGUCUGUUGUCACCAGGGUGUACGAUGAGUCUACUGGACGACACAGGCUGAUUAAAGGUGACGGGGAAGUGUUGGAGGAAAUCGUCAGCAAGGACCGGCACAAAGCAAUCAAUCAAAAAGCCACGGCAGGAGACGGGGACUAUUUCCAGGCUAAGUUGUCGGAAAAGUUGAAAAAAUAAAUAAUACGACUAUAAAGUGUUAAAUUCUAUUUUUAAUUUAUAGAUACAUAACUUC